Gavialis gangeticus (Gharial) is the source of this 1666-nucleotide messenger RNA. Its product is annotated as probable tRNA methyltransferase 9-like protein. Gene Ontology annotation, cellular component: nucleus; cytoplasm. The record is from RefSeq and is a predicted model, not a curated record. Gene Ontology annotation, molecular function: tRNA binding; S-adenosylmethionine-dependent methyltransferase activity. The transcript has 4 exons. The coding region runs from base 129 to 1493 and encodes 454 amino acids. NCBI's taxonomy places the organism in Eukaryota, Metazoa, Chordata, Crocodylia, Gavialidae. Gene Ontology annotation, biological process: tRNA wobble uridine modification.
ACUCUUACUCAAAGGUCACAGGAGCCUGAUUCUUUAAGUCUGACCUGUAGCUGCCAACUGCAUCCAAGAAGAAAGGCUUCUCUAGGAAUAUUGCCCUGGGUUCAGUGAGUUAUCCUAAUGUUUUUAUAAUGGAGAAGGAGGCAAGCCAGCUGGAGAAGGACCAUGUCCAUCAUGUGUAUGAGAAAAUUGCUCCUCAUUUCAGUGACACACGCUACAAAGCUUGGCCAAAGGUACAGAAGUUCAUUUCAAAUCAAGAACCAGGCAGCCUGAUUGCUGAUAUUGGCUGUGGAAAUGGCAAAUAUCUCCAUAUCAAUUCAAAAGUCUAUAAACUGGGCUGUGAUUACUGCUUCCCUUUGGUAGAGACAGCAAGAAAUGAUGGCCAUGAAGUAAUGCUAUGUCAUAGCCUGUGCCUACCAUAUCGGAAUGAGUGCUUUGAUGCUGUCUUAUCCAUUGCUGUUGUCCACCAUUUUUCAACAAAGGAGAGGCGCGUACGAGCAAUAAAGGAGAUGGCUCGUAUCUUGAGAAUAGGAGGCCAGAUAAUGAUAUACGUGUGGGCAAUGGAGCAGAACCGGCGAAAAUUUGAAAAGCAAGAUAUCUUUGUUCCUUGGAAUCCAUCACCUCCUUCCUGCGCAUCGGGUAACCCUUGUUCACGUGGAAUAUGGAAACUGAUUAAUCAGAAGGACAAAAAGCUGGCCUUGAACCAGCACUCCCACAAGUCAGAUGGGCCUUUGGAAGCACACAUGAAAGCAAGGAGUUCAUCCUAUGAGGGGGAGAAGGAAAUCAUGUGCACAUUGUUUGAAAAAUCCCUGAGAUGGUCUCUAGUCUCAGAAUCACUUGGUUCAGCAUUAGACUUCAGUAAUCAGUGGCACCAAGGAGAGAUUUGCACAUACUGCACUUACAAUUUUCAGCUGAAUGAGCCAGAUGGAAAAACGGAUUUUGAACAAACAAGGCAAAGUAGCUUUAUGAAGCAUAUUUCCAACUUGCUUCCAAGCUGCAGACAGAUUUCUGAAGAUAAUGCUUUUGAAGUGGCCGUGGAACCAGGGCCACUUAUGUCAUAUCACUCUGCGGCCUUCAAAAGUUGUUCAGAAUUAAGCCAGGACACUAAGCAGCUUCCAGUAGCUGCAGAUAUAAUUCAUGAUGGCAGCAGAGUGUGUUUACCUGACCUGGUUUCCCACAACAAAGACCCAGCUGUCAGACAGCAACUUAAAAUAGAUCACCACUCAAAACAAGUAGCUUUUUGCAGACCCCAAAACAAAAGCAAAAUAAGCAGUUCUUUGGAGGGAACAGGUAAAGAGGAUACAAUAAGCACACACAACAAACAGCAGCAAAUAAGCUCAAAUGGGGCUUGUCUUAGGUAUUACCAUGUCUUUAAAAAAGGGGAGUUGGCUGAACUGAUAGAACAUCAGGUUCCUGAGUUACGUAUUAUUCAUUCAUACUUUGACCAUGCAAACUGGUGCGUAAUUGCAGAAAAGACACCUGGGUGGAACAUUUAGCAGAUGAUUUUGAAAGACACAAAGGGCAGUAGGUAACUGACUUAUUGAAAGUCAAUAGGAGUUCAGUACCUUUGAAAACCUUAUACUAAAUCCUUUUAUUCUCAUUGCUUUUAUGCUCUAACUUUAUUUCUUUUACUCUGUGAGUUCCACAGUCAUGUAUCUUGUCAAAAACA